This is a messenger RNA of Pararge aegeria (speckled wood butterfly), 4527 nucleotides long. Its product is annotated as E3 ubiquitin-protein ligase RNF123-like. The record is from RefSeq and is a predicted model, not a curated record. Gene Ontology annotation, cellular component: cytoplasm. The transcript has 36 exons. The coding region runs from base 57 to 4436 and encodes 1459 amino acids. Lineage: Eukaryota; Metazoa; Arthropoda; Insecta; Lepidoptera; Nymphalidae. Gene Ontology annotation, molecular function: protein binding; ubiquitin-protein transferase activity.
UUUUAGAUUUGGUCACCUUGUUUUCGUAUAUUAUGAAAUAACAGCCACAGUUGGUGAUGAUGAACGUUCUCCGUUCUAUGUUCGGGGGGUGCAGUAGUUCUGCAGAGAAGGGGGAGGUGCACGACACUGUGCGCAGGAUCUUCGGCAACGAGCUGGUCAUGAAGGAUAACUCUGACAAGCAUAAUCAGAGGACCAAAUAUGUAAGUCAUAUACAGGAGAACCUACCAAAAAUGUUGGAUUCAAAAACGAUACAAAAAUCUAAAUCAUCUAAAAAGCGCACGCCAGCGACACCCGAUAAUACUGAUGCCUCCGAUGAAAGACCUGGUCGCAUAGGACCUAAACUUGUUGUAUUUGAUGCACUAACAGGUACUGGCAGACUGGUUCUCGUGGGAGACGAGCGCGUCAGUGUACAGGGUCUAUCCAAUUUCGCAACGAUAAGAGCUACGGCUUGCGUUUAUGCAGGGAAGUGGAUGUACGAAGUUCAAUUGGGUACGAAAGGCAUUAUGCAGAUCGGCUGGUGCACUUCAGCUUGCCAAUUCUCCAUGGACACAGGAGUUGGAGACACAGCUCAUUCCUACGCGUAUGACGGCGGUAGAGUGAGACGAUGGAAUGUCGCUACAUCACCGUAUGGUCAGACUUGGCUUCCUGGUGACGUCAUAGGCUCUUGUAUAGAUAUGGAUAAGGGCACCUUAGAGUACUUCAGAAAUGGCCAAUCCCUUGGAGUGGCUUUCAACCGGGUAACACGUGGGUCUGGACUCGCUUAUUUUCCAGCUGUAUCCUUAGCUAUGCAAGAACAUCUUUACGCAAACUUCGGACACUUACCAUUUAUUUUCCCAGUAGAAGGUUACGCACCAAUCCAAGUACCCCCUUCUCGGGAAUGUCUACGAGCUGCCAUACUUUUAAAAUCACUCGAUGCAUUAAUUGAUGAGCUGGAGAAGCUAUCUGAUCUGAAACCAUCAGUCACUGCUAAGAGCAGUAAGACAAAAUCAGAGACAUCUAAAGGUGAAGAAGAAUUGGCCUUGCGUAUCCACAGUUCGAAUUCUAAUUACAGUCCCAGAGCUUCACCACAUAGUAUAGAUUUACAGGGCGAAGCUAAGAAGAUGUCGAAUAAGGCGUUUCUAAUGUCUAUUUCAAGACUGGUGGUGGAAGAGCUGCGUCCAGUAUUAAGAUCCUCUUAUGUAGUAGUGUCAGAAUUGCUGCCGAGGUUCAAAGGAGCACUAGGCUUGAAGGCGAAAGACCAACGUUCUGAACCAAGUACCGCAGAGUUUUAUCAGACAAUGAAGGAUCAAAAAUUUCACGGACUUGCGCAGAAACUUCUAUCGCUACAUAAGUCACGUAUAUCAAGUGUUUUGAACUUGCUUUGGAUAUUUCUAGAGGAAGCAGCAUUGUGCGAUAUACUGGAACACUGUGUUGUAAGAGAAUGUCUACUCUUCGAUUUAGUACCUCCGGAUUUGAACUUCAACCUACAGAUAGAGGGAGUCUACGUUUUAUGUGGUCUGAUGCAGCAUCAAGAAACGAGACAUUAUCUUGCAAAAUAUGUGUUUUUUAAUAAAAUAACAUUUGAUAACUUCUUAAACGUCAAAUGCCCCGAUGAUGCCGUUUUACGUUCAGUAAUCCGAAAGCCAUGGUGGCAGCGUCCUACUUCCGUACAAGGGGAGGCAGACCCAAGAAUCGCUGAAAUGACAGAAAAGGGAACAAUAGAGAAGUCCACAUUCGUACCAGAUGUCAUAGAAAAAAUAUCAAAACUACAGUCUACCGCCGAAAGCGAUAGCAAAUUAGAAGCACAAUACAGAGAAGAUUGUAAUAAAAUAACCGAUGCGAUAACGCCAUUAGAAAGAAUACAGAUGGAAUUCCUCUUAAUGCUGCUUGAUAACUCUGACGGUACAAAUAUGGUACCAUCAACCAGAAAAAUCUUCUUGGAAAAGUUUAGGAGGUACAUUAUGGACAACUGCAUAUUGGACAUGAGGUUGUUUAACGUUUCUCGAAACUCUCCGGCCAUCUCCUGGUGUUGUCAUGCACGUCUUCUUUCAGCUGUAUUUCACCUAUGGAACGAAAACCCUUUAGGAAAUUCCCAAACCCCUCCUCAUAUUCCUGCAAGAACGUUUAUCGAUGGUGAGUUGGAUUUCUACAAUGUCGAUCGUCUUGGAGGUGUGCUACCAUUCCUUGUAAGGACAUUACGGCAGGAUUUAAUCAAUGUCCUUGGUGAAGAUAACACAUUUGUACAGAGCUUUGAACCAAACUACAAUAGAGCCGGAGGCAUCGACACUGGUGUAAGUGACAUGGCAGCUGGUUCACCAGGUCUUGCGACUCUUCCUCAAGUGAUAUCCUCAAUUGCAAGAUUUAUGCAUCCGCCCAUGACACCAAUACCGAACAGAACGACUGGUGAAACAGCUCUAGCAAUAAAAGGGACAAGAUCGAUGAUGCCCGGCGCCGGGCCCAUUGAUGACCGAAAUGCAUACUUGAGACUGCUUGAUGGACUUCUUGCGCUGUAUCACGGAGCAGCAAUAAAACAUGCUGAAAGGCUUUGUGAACUUCGUGACAAUCAACUAGACUUGGCUGACUGUCUUCAUGAUAUAGAACAUCGGAUUUUAAUUGUAACAAUGGAGCUUCAGGCUCUUUCAGAUAUCCCAACCAGAACAGAAGAAUGUCAAAAGAAAACAGAACUUUUUAAGGUCAUGCUCAAAGAACUAGAUCGAUCCAAAAGUGUAUACGAGGAGAAAUUGGAAGCCAGUGCUCUCCAGAUGUCAUGGGUGAUCGGUGCAGUGUGGACAAAGCAACGCCAGUCUGAGCUUGCCCGGCACUUUGCAGGAGCUUUGCAUUCGCUACGUAUUGCUUCUGACCUAGACUACGCCGCCCAUGUGCAAGCCACAAGCAAGGAAAUAUUGCCUGGAAAAAGUUUUUUAAUAGGAACACAGAGUUAUGCGUCACUUCAGUUGGAAUACACAUCUAGUUCUGAUCAAAGUCCACAGACACCCACAUCGAGGGCAGCUACGCCCCGAACUGAAUCUAACACUCAAGUUGGCAAUACCAGCCCUAACACUGGAGCUGAGUUCACGGAGUCAUUGUUUGCGUUCGUGCCUGAAUACCACGUGGAUGCGAUGCUAGAAUUGUGCAACACACUGAGACUUUAUAUGCACCCGACCAUAAACGUUCAGCAAAUACCAGAAUGGGAUGAACUGGUAGUAUCCUGCGCCGCAUUCCUAUGUGCAGAGUUCGCGGAUCCUCGGAUAGUACUUGCUAGUACUCGGGAAUCCCUUGUGCAGACUUUAGCUUCAUUCGCCACACAACCUCAAACCAUGCGUGCUAUUGAACGAGUCCCUUUGAAACAUCAAAUGUGUAUGAUUGAAGAGUUGGUACGCCCGUAUCAAAAUCGCGCGUGGGCGCAGUCAAACUGGGUGCUUGUGCGCUUUUGGCAUGGCACAGGCUUUGGGUAUCGGCACAGACAGUGGCCGCAUUUAGCUGCAAGUUUUGGUGACAGAGAACCAACGGUAAACAAUUUGGGAGCUAAAGUGGAUGCUGGACUUAUGAGUCAGUGUUUUGGACCAUGCCCAUCAGAAGUAGUACAGAGUCGUAUAGGAGACUACCUGAAGGACCACCCAAAAGAGUCUGCCGCAUUCCUCAACUCGCUGCUGAGUCAAUUAAACUGGGCAUUUUCAGAAUUCUUCACAAUGAUGCAAGAGAUGGACAGAGUGGAAGAAGAUGCUCACCUGGAGCCUCGUCAAAUAAAACUGUGUGCGACAUGCUUCGACCUGUAUCACGGAAUCGCUCGAGCCUUGGAAAUGACGCUAGCACUAUUCCCGGAAUUGCUAACAAAACCAAGUGCCAGCAACAACCAAAACGAACUCUUACUUGGAAGAACUUGUCAGAUACUAAUGGCAGUAGUAUCCAGAGUCUGCGUGCCAGGCGGUGGCAGUUCUAGCUUCGUGAGGCUGAUAAAUCGAGGUCUGCCUGAUACGGACAGGAUGCACUACUACGUGGCGUUGGCACCAGUUGCUGGCUGCUUGAUCAGGAUGCUGGACCCUAAGCUGGCCGAUGAGCAUCUGAAUAGAGUAACGAAUGCAUUGGUCUCCGAGCCACUAUUCCGAUUGGAUGGAUUGGAUUUUAUGUUGGAAAAAGAUAAAAGUAAACCAUUCUCUUUUUACAAAUUUCUAGGAGACGUCACAUUAGACGAGCUAGCAGCACUUGAAACGGUAGUGGGGCGACUCAGGAGUGCUAAAGAUACGCUGGCGCUGUCAGGAUCCCCUGGCUCAAGCGGCGCUCAGUCAGACCUACUUUGCACUAUAUGCUAUGCGAGAACAGCUGACACGGCUUUUGUACCUUGUGGACACCAUUCAUGCAGAUCAUGUAUAAUGCAGCAUUUACUGAACAGUAAACAGUGUUUCUUCUGUAAAGCGGAAAUCGAUACUGUACGAGAAAUAGAGCCUGCAAACAAUUGAAAACUAUUUAAAUAAUCAGUGGAGUUUUCCGAUACGUUUUGAUAUAUUUUAUCAAUUGAAAUGUUUACACUUUAGAGAUAGAAAUGUAAGG